AUGAUUACAUUUUUGGUCAUACGCUUUUCCGGGUUGGUAGCCACCACUUGUUGUCUACACUUCGACCCCGGUCACUUCGGAAAGGUAUCCUUGUCACAAUUCGGCUGUCUCGCAGAUCCUGCGGUCUCGGUAGGCCAUGUGGUGUGGCUCAUCUUGUCGGCUCCGGCUCGAUUGGGGCUCAACUCAGUUGGCAAGACUAAUCCCACAGAGGUGGGCAAUCGGAGAUAUGAGUGCGUUGAUUGGCUGGAACUGCAAAUUGCCCACUUGCAACAUUCCGGAGGGUCAGAUUAG
Messenger RNA from Protopolystoma xenopodis, 291 nucleotides. Lineage: Eukaryota; Metazoa; Platyhelminthes; Monogenea; Polystomatidea; Polystomatidae. The record is from the annotation of a GenBank genome assembly.